AUGUCAUUUGGGCCACGAAAACCCCUCGGACCAGCACGCCCCAUUCGGCCAGCUGUGGCAAAAAAGUCAACCGUUCGGCCUGCCGUUCGUAGUGCACAACCGAAAGCCCAGAGCAGUGUCACCAAAGCCAAAGCACCGCCAGUGACAGCGCCGAAGAAGGCAACCUCUAUCGCAGCAGCACCGGCGAAGCCAGUCGCUCCAAAGCCACCACCAACACCCGAACCGCCAGCCGCUGAUUACGAGUCAGACUUUGAGUCGGACGAAAGUGUCCCCGAGGGCAUCGGUAGUUCUAGUUCCGGUGCAAGCGGCGGCGAGAGCACGGACUCAGAUAGCUCCUCGUCGGAAGCUAGUGAUGAAGAUGGGGUUGACCACAGAGAGGCGGAAAAGGACGAUAAGCGGCCAGUUGUUCCUGCAGAGAGUACCCUGCCAGAAGGUCGUAAAAUCGAUAGCAUACCGAGAGUGAUCGCGAAAAAGGUCAACCCCCGUACCGCCCGAAGUGUGGAUAUUUUAAGCAAAAUAUCCUUCAACGAGGUGAUGAUCGAUCUGUACCAGUUCGACCCGGAAGAGUAUUUUGAGCUGCGAACACGCUUCGGCAUCACCACGUCCAUCGCCCACGGGAAGCAUACCCAAACAGACACCGGGACAACGUCGACGGCCCAGCAAACGUCCCGUGUGCCAAUGCGUAACCGUUCGACAUGUAUGCAGGGAAAACGGCAAGCCGGCGAUGAGGAGGACGUCUGGGACGAUGGCGACGAUGGUGACGAAGAUGGCGUCCAGAACUACAGUAGCCUGCAGGGUAUCGAACGAAUGUUUUCCACACUAAGCGGGGCUUUAGAGCGUCCGUUCUCUAGCGCAGGUUCAUCGAUUCGAAAGCGUGUGGCAGAGCGCCAACACCCAACUCAACAACUAGGAAUGCUGCAGCUUGUGCGACGCGCCGCUCCCAUUUUCGAGGCACUUCUAGAGCGAACCCAACACCGCCGAAGCAACCCGGACCAAACGGCCAACGAUGAUAGUCUUUCUUUCAUAUCCGCAAACUUCGAUAAAAGGCUGUCGGGGUCGAAUAAAGUUUUGCGUACCUUCGAUACUGGCAAGACUUUUGAGGUACGCUUGUUGCAGAAUGUGGACUCUUGUAAUGGUGAAAAAUCGGAAAAUCAAAUGGAGCGCUUCGUAAUUGAAUGCUGGGCCAGUGGCACCUACACGAGACCUACGUACAGGUUCAGCUCAUGGUCUUCCAUCGUUUGUUUGGACUACGACUGUCGAAGAGGAAUGAUGGUAUUUGGUGGAACGGUCGAUGGAACGCUUCAAAUGUGGCUAGGAGAUGCUGGCCGCUGCUACAACGAGAUCCUACCGCCACACCAGAUUGUGGCUCCGGAUGUCGAUGCCAAGCACAAGUUCGGUUGUUGGGAAAUGGUCACUGUGAAGGUCCUACCAGUGCCCGUCAUCAGGGACAGCGUGCUAGAGACCGGAAAUGACUGCAUGCUCGAACAGGUGUUUGCGCUGUACUCCACCGGUACAGUUGUAGUGUGGCACAUUCAGACCCUACAAAGAGGCGUGUCUGCCGCCCCGAAUGCGCUAAACGCGAUCCUUGGUUUCAAAGAAAUAACCCUCGUACGGUCAAAAGUCAUCGACAUAAACACGCGACUCGGAAGACGUGUGCCGGACGAUCCGCUUCGAUUCUUCCGCAAUCUAAUAUUGCAUGACCACUACCAGAUGGUGGUAUCUAGCGAUCGUACAGUGAUAAGAUUGAGCCACUUCGUGGACUCAGAUCACGAUCCUGCUAUUUUACUUCAACCGGACCCUGCUCAUUCCAUCGUAACGCUGAAGAAAAUGGCACAUCCCAGCGACACCUUGUUUGCACUGUAUUCGAACAAAACGGUUCACGUGCUGAAGCUGUGCACCGAUCCAGGCUGUAGCGUGAGUGACCGUAGCCACGAUCGUAAGCAAGAAACUCGCCCAAAUCUGGUGUUCAGUAUGGGCACGAAUAAAUCGUGCACAAUUCAGAGCAUCGUUCACGACGAAGCCAAACGGUACGGCAAUACCAACAGCACCACUGAAGGACGCGCCGAUGGUGGAACUAUUGGGCGGGUUGGGCGCCCCGAACCAGAAGACGACGGCACUGUGGAGGCGAUCCCGAGGCCACGCUUUCAUCACGGGCAACAGAUACUGUUCUUUUGCUCACAGCAUCCGGAACAGUUACUGAAUGACGAAACAUUCAAAGAAACGACGAUAAUGUUGCAACGUUUAAAGUAA
Molecule: messenger RNA, 2250 nt
Organism: Anopheles cruzii
Lineage: Eukaryota; Metazoa; Arthropoda; Insecta; Diptera; Culicidae
Exons: 4
Coding region: 1-2250 (749 amino acids)
Source: RefSeq, a predicted model, not a curated record